Messenger RNA from Rubroshorea leprosula, 1294 nucleotides. NCBI's taxonomy places the organism in Eukaryota, Viridiplantae, Streptophyta, Magnoliopsida, Malvales, Dipterocarpaceae. The record is from the annotation of a GenBank genome assembly.
AUAUUUGGCAUCUCUUGUAUGGAUAAAAUCAGUGAUAUGUCAUCAAGGACUGUAUAUAUCAAUCUUAAUACUUGGAAGUGGAGGCUUUUGGAAGUUCUGAAAGGAUAUUAUCCAAUGGUAAUACACAAUUAUUCAAAUGUCAGUGCUGGACAGAAAAGGAAAAGAAAGGUUAACCCUAGAGAAAGAGAGGAUAAAGAAUAAAAUGCAUAUAAAGUUUAGUUACAAGAAAUAUAGUGAAGCUUUUUUUUGGCUUUAGCGAAGCAUGAAUGUGCACUUAUUUUUAUGGCUGUCUUACCCUUGUGACAUAUGGCCAUAUUAGUGCAGCUAUUUUUUUCUUGCCAUGUAUUUAUUUGAGAAUAGUGUGGACUUUAAACCCCCUAUUGCCAGUGUGCUUUACAUACACACAUGUUUACCAUGCCAUACUCAUUCAAAAAUGAUUAUUUUAAUCUGUUACUCUGCAAUUAUUUGAAAUGAUUGUUCAUUUGUCCUCCCUCCUCCCCAUCCCUUUUCUUGUUGUUUGGUGGUGUCAGGGUGGAUAGCUGUUUUGUGUUUUAUGGUAGCAAUUUAAAUCUCUUUCAGCUUUUCUGGUUGAGUGAAGUUAGAAGUACCAGGUCUCUUUUAGUUUGAAACUAUUCCCGUCAUAUCAACAUGCACCAACAUGAAAAGAAUAAAAAAAAUUACCAUUUACUCUUGCUGGAUGUUAUUUUCGGGAAUGGUUAUGGCUAUCAACAAGAAUGUUAAGGCCACCAAAACUAAAAUACACAUAUACUUUUUGCUUAGUUGUAAACUGUCCAUUGUUUUUGGUGAUAUCUAUUGAUUUGUAUUUUUCAUUCUUGCAGGCUGAGAGUGCAAUAGCAGCUCUUAAUUGUAGUGGUGCAAUUCUAGGAUCCCUGCCUAUAAGGGUAAGCCCAUCAAAGACGCCUGUUCGCCCCCGUGGCCCUCGUUCUGUAAUGCACUGAACCAUCCUUGCAUGUUUUCUCUCUCCUGGACUGAUCAGUCCACUAAUUAUAUAUAUUUACACAUACAUACAUAGAUACAAAAGUAUAUUUAAGGUACCUGUGAGGCUUAUAUUUAUGAUAUUGUCCUUGCAUCCCAAGCUCGGUAUCUUUGUUAUUUAAAGGGAGGGGUAAUUCUGGUUGGUCUCUUUUGUAGAGUUGGAUGGGGUUUCGAGGAUGUGAAUGUUUAAUUUGCACAUCACAAUGAACUUUUUAGGGUGAAUCCCUAAAGACUGCUUUUGCUAUUUUUCUAACUGCUGAUUAGUUGAAAAGACUAUUUCCUUGUGCAACUUUAGUUA